CAAAAGUGAAAGCAUUCUGUUCCACUGAUUCACUGCGCAUCUCAGCUCUGUUAUUUCCAUCAUUUUCUCUUCUACUAUGGGUGUGGAAGACGAACUGAUCAAUGAGCUGUUCCAAUGGAUGGAGAAGCAGGAGGAAUGUGCGGAACAUCUCAUGAAUUUGGCAAAAGAACUGGAGGAGAUGACGGAAGCUAUGACUGCCGGCCAGAUGGUGGGGAACACAGUAACAGUGCUUGGAUCUGCUGUCCUGGUUGGAACAGGCAUUGCAACUUUUCUGACAGGAGGCCUGGCUGCACCCUUGCUGGUCACAGCAGCAGGUGUUACAGCUGGAGUUGGUGCUGUAACCAGUGUUACAUGUAAGCUCUUAGAGAGUUGGAAAUCCAGUAAAACAAUGAAAAAUUCAGAGAAGACUGACAGGAAAAUUAAAAAGAUUUGGAAGCAUAUUGAAAGUCUCCAGGAACAACUAUCAAAGGAGUGUGAAUUGACGAAUGACUUUGAUGAAGUGCAGUGUGAAAUCACAGCAAGAAUCUUGAGUGCAAUGGCCAAACGGAAUGGGAGAGAUCUGUCCCAAAGUCGUCUAACUUACUUCUUGAGAAAUGACCACACAAAUUUUCAUACACAUCAAUCGUGUUUUCAGAGCAAAGAGUUAGUCAUGGGUGGCAUUACUUUGCUACUAUUCCUUGGAUUUUACGACAUCCUUCUAAAAACAGCAUCUAAAAAAGGAGCAAAACAAGUUCCACAUUUUCUGAUUACUGAAGCUAUGGCUGCUCUUUCAUUGAAAACAGGAAACAAGUUAAAAGGAGCAGGCCUGGUCGUAGGAGGAGCCCUCGGCCUGGUGUUCUCAAUUCCUGAUCUGAUUGACAACUGUGAAAAACUGAUUAAGAACAAACAUCAGACAGAAGCUAGCAAAUAUCUGAGGAACAAAGCAUGUGAAAUUCGUGAUGCUGUCAAAAAAAUUAAAAAGCAAUUGAAUGAACUGCAAGAGAUGCUCAAUGAAAUCCCUGAAAUCGAGUGUCACAUUGAUUUGACUACAGAGAUGUGUGGCAACCAAAGAUACACAAGAGGCACCAUUUCCAUAGAGUCUAAAAAGACCAAAAAGCAGGACAGAAAAAAAAAAGAGUAUAUUUUAAUAUCCACAAAAGACAUGUGUGAAACCAAGACUGGUGACACAAGUAAACAGAAAUCAGCUGUCAAUUCAAAUAACAAAAAACAGGAUGGGAAUGAUUCUGGAGAAAAGAGGAAAGAAGAGGAAAGAAGAGGAAAGAAAUCCCGCCUUCCUACAAUAACCAUGUCCAACGUGCGUUCUAUUACAAACAAAAUGGAGGAUAUUGAAGAAAUGGUGGAGGAUGCUGAAUUAUUUGCCAGUGACAUGAUAUUCUUCACAGAGACAUGGUUAAAUAGCAACUCACCCCCAAUCAGGUUGGAUGGAUAUGAUUCUGUCCAGAUCAAUCGCGAUGCAGAGCUUACUCAAAAACGUAGAGGAGGGGGAAUGAUCGUCUUUGUAAAUAAGGCCUAUGCAAAAGAAGUGCAGGUGGAAAAACCCAUGUUGACCCAAGACUAUGAGUUAAUGGUUGUGUCCAUUAUACCACAUGGCCAUCCUCAGGAUGCUCCACCACUUAUCUUCAUCCAUGUUUAUGUACCAGGGCCUAAAUUUAAGAUAGCUGCCGCAGACAUAGCUGGUUUUUUCUUUGAUGCUCUGGAGGAAUGGCCAGAUAGUCCUGUUUUUUUGUUGGGUGAUUUCAACAGAUGUGACAUGACUCCUUUCUUGGGUACCAUGGAUCAAUACAUCACAUGCCCAACCAGAUACAAUAACACCCUGGAUUUGUGUUAUGGAAAUGUGCCUGGGGCUUAUAUAUGUGUUUGCAGAGCCCCACUUGGCCGGUCAGACCAUAAUGUUAUUCAUCUGAUUCCUAAAGAUCAGAAUGACCCUCCCAAAGAUGGGGAGUGUAAACAUGACCAUACCAAACCCAGUAAGCAAUGAGACGUGAGGCUUAUUAUUAUUGAUAGCUUGUUUUGUCCUAUAGAUGUAGGUGACUUUAGAUAAACUAAAAGAAAAAGCAUUGAAAAAGGAGAAAGGAUUAUAUUUGUAGAGAGAAAUGGAAUGAAGUUUUAAGUUGCUCGUGCCCAAAAUUCCAAUAAGAAUCAAAAACACAACUAUAAUAUAGUUACACCUGUGUUGAUGAAAGCACACCAGUGACCUCAAAUCAGUUUGAAUGUUUAGAUAACAAUGGAGCAAUACCUUAACAUUAGCUACUGAAACAUAGCCUAUUGAGAAACAUCUGUUAACUGUAACAUAAAGUCAUUUUGAUGUAUAUAGUAGUGUAGGGCCUCUAUUUUGUGGCCAGCACAGUAUACUUUUGUCUUGGAAAUCACAGGUAUAAGCCCUGCACAGUGGACAGGUGAUUAUGUGAUACUGGUGGUGGUUUCCUGACUUGCUUGUCCAACUCACCCCAAAGUGGCUCAAAAAUUGUUCUUAUCUGGUGACCGUACAGACAAUGGAAAAUGUUCACUUUUAUGUUCACUGUCACCGGUCUUGGAAACCAAUUGCAGCCCAAAUCAUCACUGUUAUUUAAAUGUUAUAGUAGAUGUUAGUAGACUCCUUUUUAUAUUAGUUAACCUAUUUAUAAUCACUAAGCAAUCUUUAUGUAAUCAUGCAUGCUACGCUGACUAAUCGUGUUAAAAUGAACUUAACUUUAACUUAAUCCAAGCAUUAAAUCUUAUUAUUAUAGGUUACUGCUAUGAUUAUAUGCCUAUAUAUCCAAUGUUAUAAUUAUAUUUAAAAUAAAAUACAAAAUAAUAAUGAUUUUAGAGUACUACACUUAGUAUUAAUCUUAGCAACCUUUGUGAUUUUGUUGCGGUUGUUGUUUUGUGUUUUCUAUUUUAUCAUUUUUAAUUAUUCUAUUUUUCUGUUAUUCAAGUUGAGAAAACUACAGAAAGAAAAUUUCUUAUAAUUUCUUAUAAAACCAAGAGACACAUACACAAUCGGCCCUAACAUUAAAUCCACUGGCCUUUUAUUGGGUAGAUCCUUCCUUCUGAGCCGUAGAGGCAUGGAAUCCACAACACCUAUGAUGGUGUGUGUAUUUAUUUAUUUAUUUAUUUAAAUAUGUUUAUUGUGUAUCAUUCAAAAUACCAAUAGCACUUUUACUGUUGCUGCGGGUCAUUUACACCAACAUUUAUUUACUAUGGUGAAAACUAACCAAUAUUGCACCAUUUUUUGCUUAUUAAUAUUUGUUUAUUCUUCUUCAAAAUACUCAUAUUUUUGGUGGGCCAGUGGGACAGAGGGAUGACCUGAAAGAAUUCAAUUAUUAUUCUGUUAUUUGAUUACUAAAAAUAUAUAUCACAUUAAUUGUCUUUAUACGUUAUCGUAGUUCGUAGUGAAUUAAUAUUGUAAUAGUAUUGUAUUCUGGAUCAUUUUAUUAUUACAUAUAAAAUAUUGUCACUCCUCAUGCACUUUGUUCAGUAGUAAGACAUUAUAAAGACAGUUGGAUCCUCUGUGUAGCCUUGUGUGGACUCUGGCUACUGUACAUCCUCUGCCCCAUGUAGAUAAGGUAAGCCUUGCAUACCUUCUUUUAAGGCAGAGCCACACUCAGUUGCAUCCUACAUAAUAAAAAUAUUCUCAUUUAUCUCCUUGAAUGAAAGACAAUAGUCAUGCCUCAGAAUUUAAAUUUUUGACACAAGUAACAUUAUAAAAACAAUGUACUAAAGUCUUGUAAUUUGGUGUCAAUUGUCUAAUUUGUGUAAUUGUGUAAAUUAUAAAACAAUAUACUACUAUAGGUUUGUUAUUAUUAUUAGCUACAUGUGAAUU
This is a messenger RNA of Tachysurus vachellii, 3802 nucleotides long. RefSeq lists its product as uncharacterized. The record is from RefSeq and is a predicted model, not a curated record. Gene Ontology annotation, molecular function: lipid binding. The transcript has 4 exons. NCBI's taxonomy places the organism in Eukaryota, Metazoa, Chordata, Actinopteri, Siluriformes, Bagridae. The coding region runs from base 77 to 1978 and encodes 633 amino acids. Gene Ontology annotation, cellular component: extracellular region. Gene Ontology annotation, biological process: lipoprotein metabolic process; lipid transport.